AUGGCGUCUGCAGAGGAGACCUUGUAUUGUUUAUGCCGGAAACCUUAUGACAAAACACAGUUCAUGAUCGAAUGUGAAUCAUGCAAGGAUUGGUUCCACGGAAGGUGUGUGGGAGUUGCAGAGAGACAGGCUGCUGAUAUUGAAUCCUAUCACUGCCCUACAUGUCAGGGUAUACAUGGACCACUUGUCUUAAAGAAGAGAAGAAACUGGCAUCGUCAUGACUACUCUGAAUCUGAUGUCAACAUCUCUAAAGCAAUCCAGACAGGAACCAUUAUGUUCAUCAAAGAACUCAAACACAGGAAUUUUCCAAGUGCAUAUGAUUUGCCAAUCCUACAGCUUCAUGGCAGCCAAUUGAAUACAGAGUUCUUUGACGAGAAUGGCUUUGAUAUUCCUAUCCUGGUGCACAAGAAAGAGGGCCUUGGCAUGUCCCUUCCACCACCUAGUUUCGCAAUACAAGAUGUGGAGAACCAUGUGGGUUCUAUGUUGGAGAUAGAUGUGAUAGACGUAGGGAAGCAAGAAGAUUACAAGAUGUUGAUGAGGAACUGGACAGAAUAUUUCAACAGUCCGAAUAGAAGUAAAAUAUACAAUGUCAUCAGUCUGGAGUUCUCAAAAACAAAGCUGUCCAAGGUAGUGGUGCCACCUGCAAUAGUUCGCCAGUUGAGCUGGGCAAACACUGUAUGGCCUGAUAACGUACCAGAUGAGAAAACCUCUCGACAGCCUGAUGUUCACAAGUAUUGUCUAAUGGGGGUUAAAGAUAGCUUUACAGAUUUCCACAUAGACUUCGGUGGUACCUCUGUCUGGUAUCAUGUAUUAUGGGGAGAGAAAGUUUUCUAUUUUGUCCGUCCAACACCCACUAAUCUAGAACUCUACGAGAACUGGGUCUCGUCCCCCAAUCAGAGUGAGACAUUCUUUGGUGACAUGGUUGACAUGUGCUACAAAUGUGUCGUGCGUCAAGGUCAAACAGUAUUCAUACCCACAGGAUGGAUCCAUGCGGUGCUGACACCUAUUGAUUCAUUGGUUUUUGGUGGGAACUUCUUACAUAGUUAUAGUAUAGAUCUACAAUUGCAAGUAUAUGAGUUGGAGAAGCGAGUUAAAACAGAAGAAAAAUAUCUCUUUCCUUUGUUUGAACCUAUGAACUGGUAUGCAGCGAAACAUGUGCUAGAUAUAUUACAUGAUCACUCAGAUGAAAACAGCCAACCCUUGCCACAUAUAUUAAAUGGUGCUAAAGCCCUUACACAAAUGCUCAAGAUAUGGACACAAAGAAAAGAAUUUAUAAAGAGUCAGAAGCUUGAGCUACCUGAGACAAUCGAAUAUGGCAAACUGCUGAAGGAUUUACAGAAAGAAGUCAAACAUAUUCAGAAACAAGGAGCUCACAAAGAGAGUUCCAAGGACUCUAAGCCAAGUAAAAAGAAGAAAGACAAGAAAAAGUCUGGAAAGGGAGGAGUGAAGAGAGAGGUUGAGGUGGAAGAGGAGUUUGCUGGAGAUGCUCUUCUGUGGGAGGAAAUGGAAAGAGAGGAAGAAGAGAGGAUAAAAAAGGAAGAUGAGAAGAAAAAAGAGGAAGAGGAUCGAAAAAAGCGAGAAGCUGUGUAUGAUUUUGAUGUAGAUACAGACUUGCAGAAUGAGGAUGAUGAAGACCCCUUCGGAUCAUCACCAUUACGCGUCAAGAUCCCCAGAGCAGAUUCACCUAGGACCCCUUCUAAGUCACCAAAAUCCCCAAGAUCUCCGAGAACUCUGAGACUGCACAGUCCUGGUGCUAAGUUAAAGCAUAGCCCAGGAUUUAAGACUCAGAACCCUGGUAUCAAGUUAAAGAUUCCUAAACAAGAGAAGCCACCAAUAGGACAGCUAAGCAUGGGGAUAGCAUCUGAUGACCAACUUGGGGCCAGUUUGAAAUUCAAACUCUCAGGAGGAAAAAUGAUCAACACACCUACCAUUAACAGUCCUAAACGCAUAUCAUCUCAGGAGUUGAUCUCAUCUCACCGCACAUCAUCACAGGACUCUGGCAGUCCUAGACAGUUCCGGCGGACCUCAUCCCAAGAAUCUGCCAGUGAUUCAGACACAGACCAGAAGCCAAUCGCAUCUCCCACAUCCUCGCCUCACAAACAUGGAUCUCUUAGGUUUAAAUUAUCAUUUAGUGGUAAGCCACUGCAAGAUCUCACACAAAGCAGCUCCCAAGACUCCCAGCAGGACUCUGACCUCGACUCCUCAAGACUUAACAGUUCAUACAGUGAUCUAGAGAAGGACCAGAAGCCAAAUAAAGGUGCUAUUAACUGGGAUAUUGGGGAUAUACUUGAGGCCAGUGGAUACUCAUCCUCCGGACCAGAAAAAGAAGAGGCAAAGAUAGAGAAAGCUCCACCGUCCAUGCGUGAUGCCAUCCAGGGUAUGCUUUCAAUGUCUCAGGGUGGGACGAGUCUACUAUCUGGCCCCUCAAUUCUCACCUUGGACCCCCUGCCCUCUACUCGACCUACCCUGGCUCCAUUUAAGGCCAAACCUCCUCCCAUUCCGCCCAAGGUAUUCAGUGAUGACAGAGGGGAGGUGAUGCCUAUGUGCUUUAAGGAUGAGGAAUAUGUUUACCCCACAUUGGACCAUUCUGAUGGUGAGCAAGAACAUGUCUUCAAGCCAAGAGGGAGACCACCUAAAGAUGAGACUUGGAACCCUAAAGCUCGUUUAAUACCCAACUGUCCCAAGCCAGAGAGACCUGCCAGGGAGGGUGUCAGGAGGGAGUCGGUGGAGAGUGGAUUAGCGGCAGCAGCGGCAAAAUUAGCUACAAUGCCUAGGCCUAAACGACAGUAUAUUCGUAAGAAACCCAAGAGGGACCGACCCAACAUGGCAAUGUCAUACUCCUCAGACAUGUUUGAUAAUCCCCAGGCAGGGACAUCAUCAGAUCUGACCAUAGAUCUAUCUCAGAGUGCCCCAGCAUCUACUAUGGCUGGAGCGAAGAGACCAUUGCAAGGUGCUCUAAAGUCAGGAUUACCUUUGAAAAAGCCAAAGAAAGGACAAGCUACUGCCAAACAGAGACUGGGGAAAAUAUUAAAACUACAUAAAUUCAAAAAAUAGUGAUAUAUAAAUGUUCCAAUGUAGUUACUAAGAGAUUUUUAUAAGGGACAACAGUGCUAUAAAGAUUAUGUAUGUCAUGAAGACCUGAAGUGUAAUGUGAUAUUAGUUUUGUUCAAUCAAAAACAUUUAUUAAUUUAAUAUUAAGUAUUAAUUUAUAUGGCUGGUCCAAGUUAUGUAAGUUGCUAAUUGAUAUUUUAUUUUCUUAUUCCUGAUUCAGCCUUCCUAUAGUAUUUUUUUAAAUAAAAAUAUAUGGAUGGAAAGCAUUAUUUUCUAAAUAUGUACAAGUAGCAAUGUCCAAUAGGUGAUACACUUAGUGCAAUAUGAGUUAGUUUGUAACAUGUGCAUAUACUGUAC
Messenger RNA from Owenia fusiformis, 3408 nucleotides. Lineage: Eukaryota; Metazoa; Annelida; Polychaeta; Sabellida; Oweniidae. The record is from the annotation of a GenBank genome assembly.